Molecule: messenger RNA, 1233 nt
Organism: Coccidioides posadasii C735 delta SOWgp
Lineage: Eukaryota; Fungi; Ascomycota; Eurotiomycetes; Onygenales; Onygenaceae
Source: RefSeq, a predicted model, not a curated record
AUGGGCAAAAAUUCGACCUCCAUGAUGGAACAGCAACCGGAUCCCUCACAUAUAGAAUUGGAACCUGAAACCGAGGCAUCUACUUUGGAAGAAGCUCUUAUGCUCCCAGAAGUUAGGAAUACGGAGCAAGGCGUCGCUUUGCAGUUGAACAAUGAUGCUGAAGCUAACACUGCUAUUUACGAUAACCAUGGAAUACAGGAGACUAUUGCACAAACUCAUUCACAGCCUCAGGGGAGGAUGAGUGCUAUGGGCAAGGCUUCAUCUACGGUUGAGGCGACUGGGGACGCUGCGGCUGGGACGGAGCAGCUGAUUUCCACGACUGAGCAUGACUCCCUCAAUUUUACUUUUGACGAUGAAUACUACGAUGAUCUCUCAGAGAGAAAUGAAGCGUACGUGAUGCCUUCAUGUGUGGCAAUUAUCCUCCGACACGUCAACAGAUUUGAGAAAAUAAAAUCAGAGUUUGAAGCUAAAAAAGACCCUAGCCUACUGGAGAAGGUGCAAUUUCAGAAGGCCCAGAAUGAGGAGCUUAAACGGCUGAAGAGGCUCAAGAGCCAGAAAGAAAAGCGUGAAGAAGAACCGAGUUAUGCGCCCUCAGAUGCUGGCCCUCGGUUGGGUUCCGUUUCCGCUAGCGAACUAAGCUUCGGCAACACCAAGUAUCAGCUCUUUUGCUCAGAUGAUGAUAAAGGAACCGCAACUAAGUCCACUGCGGGACGCGCAAAAAGCGAGGCAAAGCAACGGGGCAAAGGAAAGCAGACAACGGCCCGAAACAAGAUCGACGCCAAGGUUAAGAGACAAACUGCGGCUUCCGGGUUUGAAGCCUUUCGACAGAGUCUUGUUAAAAGGAAAACUAGUGGCAAAGGUGUCCAUAAAGGGAAAUCGUCCCGUCAAAAUAAGCACGGCAAACAGCAACCUAAGAAAUCGAGACAAAACCGAAAGAGGGAGGCCGUCGACAUGAAUUUGCAUGGUUUGUUUUCAUCAGGUAUUGUCAAAGCUGCAAAGGCAAAUGCGGCUAAACCAGGGAUUCCCUCAUUUUCUGCGAAGGCAAAGGAUAAAGCAAUGAAGGAGCUUAUUGCCAAUAUCCCACAAGCGGAUCCAAAAGUCGUUAGCACUGAUAGAAAUGCUAUUAUGUCUGCUAUUAUCAAAUUUACAAGGAAACCCAAGGCAGACGGAAAUGGCAGCUGGCUUCAUCCAGAUAUGAAGACAAGUUUAUUUCAUUACCAGCCUUCAUGGUAA